This is a messenger RNA of Perca flavescens (yellow perch), 4618 nucleotides long. It is a transcript of the gene clec16a, whose product is annotated as C-type lectin domain containing 16A. Gene Ontology annotation, biological process: endosomal transport; regulation of autophagosome maturation; vacuolar transport. The record is from RefSeq and is a predicted model, not a curated record. The coding region runs from base 177 to 3644 and encodes 1155 amino acids. Gene Ontology annotation, cellular component: late endosome; Golgi apparatus. The transcript is spliced from 24 exons. NCBI's taxonomy places the organism in Eukaryota, Metazoa, Chordata, Actinopteri, Perciformes, Percidae.
CACACACAUCAACCUGUUACGUAAUGACCCCUCAGCGCUGCUAUCUCCGCCUAUCACCUUCUGUUUGCGAAGUAGCUAUCUCUACGGGAAAGUGGGUGUAAUGGAUUGAUUUGCGGACUCUAACGUUAGCGAAAUAACGCGCCUGUCAAAACAUCACACCCUUUAAAACCACAGCCAUGUUUGGCCGGUCACGGAGCUGGGUUGGAGGACAGGGGAAAGCGAAAAACAUCCACUCCCUGGACCAUUUGAAGUAUAUGUACCAUGUCCUGACCAAAAACACCACAGUGACGGACCACAACCGAAAUCUUCUAGUGGAGACCAUCCGCUCCAUCACAGAGAUCCUCAUCUGGGGGGACCAGAAUGACAGCUCUGUAUUUGACUUCUUCCUGGAGAAAAACAUGUUUGCAUUCUUCCUGAACAUCCUGCGUCAGAAGUCGGGACGCUACGUGUGUGUCCAACUCCUCCAGACCCUCAACAUUCUGUUUGAAAACAUUAGCCAUGAGACUUCCCUUUAUUACCUCCUGUCGAACAACCACGUGAACUCCAUCAUCGUCCACAAGUUUGACUUCUCGGACGAGGAGAUCAUGGCCUACUAUAUCUCCUUCCUCAAGACCCUAUCACUCAAACUCAACAACCACACCGUGCACUUCUUUUACAAUGAGCACACUAAUGACUUUGCCCUGUACACCGAGGCCAUUAAGUUUUUCAACCAUCCUGAAAGCAUGGUCCGCAUCGCAGUCCGGACCAUCACGCUCAACGUCUACAAAGUUUCAUUGGACAACCAGCACAUGCUGCACUACAUACGAGAUAAGACAGCGGUGCCAUAUUUCAGCAACUUGGUCUGGUUUAUUGGCAGCCAUGUCAUUGAACUGGACAAGUGUGUGCAGACAGAUGAAGAGCAUAGGAACAGAGGGAAGUUAAGUGACCUCGUAGCAGAGCACCUUGACCACCUGCACUACCUGAACGAUAUCCUCAUCAUCAACUGUGAAUUCCUUAAUGAUGUUUUGACCGACCACCUCCUCAACCGUCUGUUCCUGCCCCUCUAUGUCUACUCUUUGGUUAUCCCUGAGACGUCUGAAGAGCGAAAGAUUAACCCUCAGGUGUCCCUCUACCUGCUGUCUCAAGUGUUUCUGAUCAUUCACUAUCAGCCAAUGGUCAACGCACUGGCCGAAGUUAUUCUCAAUGGAGAUCUGUCCGUCUUCACCCCGCAGACGGAUAUACACAGCACACACAAGAACACGGCCAGUGCAGGAGGUGUGCGCUGCUUCACCAAGCCCCUGGAGUCUCUGGAGCGCUCCCUGGAGCUGUCCCGCCACCGCGGCCGCAAGAGAACUCAGAAGAGGCCUAAUUACAAGAACCUAGGCGAGGAGGAGGACGACGAAAGAGCUCGGGGAGGGGGAGGAGGCAGCGGAGGAGGAGUAGAGGAGGGCUGGGACGACGACAGCAGAGGAGGAGGAGAGAGGGAGGGAGGUCGAGAGAGGGAGAAAGGAAAAGGUACAGAGGGAGUAGGAGGAGCAGGGAGUUCUAAGGGAAGCAGAGCGAGUGGGGAGACGGCGGAAGAGAUAGAGAUGGUGGUGAUGGACAAGUGUAAGGUGUCGGAGCUGACGGAGCAGAACAUCACUGAUGAAGAGAAGACAGCUGCAGCCACCCGCACACACACGCAGAGGAGCAGACCUUUCUUAGACAUGGUGUACAGUGCUCUCGACUGCAGCAAUGAUGACUACCAUGCCCUGUUUGUCCUCUGCCUGCUUUAUGCUGUCUCACACAGCAAAGGUAUUAACCGAGAUCUUCUGGAGCGUCUGCAGUUGCCAGUUCCUGACCAGGAGAAGAGCUCUUACAGCCUGGUGCUGGUAGAGAGACUGAUCAGAGUUAUGAGCCAGGCAUCCCAGCCAGAUGGUAAAGUGCGUCUAGCUACCCUGGAGCUUAGCUGCCUUUUACUGAAGCAGUCUGUGCUCUCUGGAAACCGCUGUAUAAUCAAAGAUGUACAUCUGGCCUGCCUGGAGGGUGGUAGAGAAGAAAGUCUGCAUUUACUGCGGCGUUUCUACAAGGGCGAGGAGAUCUUUCUGGACAUGUUUGAAGACGAAUACAGGAGCAUGACGAUGAAACCCCUGAAUGUGGAGUAUCUUAUGAUGGAUGCCUCCGUGCUGCUGCCACCCACCGGCACCCCUCUGACUGGCAUUGACUUUGUCAAGAGACUUCCCUGUGGGGACGUGGAGAAGACACGCAGGGCAAUCCGUGUGUUCUUCAUGCUGAGGUCCUUAUCGCUUCAGCUUCAGGGAGAACUUGAGACGCAGCUGCCUCUGACCAGACCCGAAGACCUUAUCAAGACGGAUGACGUCUUAGACCUCAAUAACAGUGACCUAAUUGCCUGUAUGGUGGUCAGUAAAGAUGGCGGCCAGGCCCAGAGGUUCCUCGCUGUAGAUGUGUACCAGAUGAGUCUGGUCGAACCAGAAACCAAACGCCUUGGUUGGGGUGUAGUCAAGUUUGCCGGCCUUCUGCAAGACAUGCAGGUGUCUGGCGUUGAGGACGACAGCAGAGCAUUGAACAUCGUCAUCCAUAAGCCCAGCUCCAACCCCCACGCCAAGCCCCUGCCCAUCCUGCAGGCCAACUUCAUCUUUGCCGACCACAUCCGCUGCAUCAUCGCCAAGCAGAGGCUGGCCAAGGGUCGCAUCCAGGCCCGACGAAUGAAGAUGCAGAGGAUUGCAGCUCUGUUGGACCUGCCUGUGCAGCCCAGUGCGACGGAGGUGUUGGGUUUCGGUCAGACAGCAAACGCUUCACCCAGCGGCCUGCCUUUCCGGUUCUACGAGCAGUCAAGACGGGGGCCCAACGACCCCACGGCAAAUAGAGCAGUUUUUGCCUCUGUCGAUAAAGUACCAGGUUUUGCAGUGGCUCACUGUGUGUCGCAGCACAGUCCCUCGCCCCUCUCCUCCCCCUCGCCUCCCUCCAGUGGGAGUGGGAGCACAGGAAGAUGUGACUCUGUUACUGCGAGCACUAUAUCAGCUCAGAGCCCCACAGAUGAUGGUACGUUUUUGGACCACACCCCAGCCUCCUCCUCUGGCGGAGAAGGGGAAGGAGUAGGUGGAGAAGUACUGCUUGUCGCCUCUACUCCCCCGCCCCCAGUCCCGGCUCCGGCCCUGGCCCCCAGCCUCACCCCGGCGUCCCAGCCCAACAUCUCCCUCCUCACAGACAACAACGCAGAGACACUCAGCGUGGAGUCGCUCACGCUGCUGCCCCCAGCAGGCUCACCACACCUGCACCCCUGUGCCAGCCACAUUCCCACUGCGCUCUCCCUCCAGAGACCAGACGCCUCCAUCGCAGAGGAGGAGGAGGAGGAGGAAGAGGGGGAUAGGAAAGACAAGCAAAGAGAAGAGGAGGAGCAGCAAGAGGAAGAGGGGUCGCCGAUGGAUGACACAGAGACAGAUGCGACGGUAAAAGAGGAAACCACGACAACGGAGUUGGUCACCCCCACUGACGAGGACCCAGAGGGAGUAGAUAAGCCAGAAGGUAAAGACACACCUCUAGAGGUGAAUAUAGACCAACUCUCUGCUGCAGAGCUGCAAGAAAGAGACGACUCAGAGUAUGUAGAGAACACAGAAGAUACAGAGGUGCACUCUGACACACAAGACUCGCCUGAACUGGAUUAAGCAACACACACUCAGUCAUCUUCAUGCAUUUAAACUUGUCUCGAAGAGGACAGUGAAGUGUGAUAGUGAAUCUAUCCAGCUUGACUGCAGUAUAUUUUUGUGUUGAGACCUGUAGAUUAGGAUAGGAUUUUGGAGGAAUCUCAAAAUUUGAGUUUCACAUGAUGGAAGACUUUUUUUUCUUUUUUCUUUUUUUUUUUCUCAAAGAGAACUGAGGAUGAGACACUGGUCGAACUCGAGGAAGGCUUGAAGCACAUUUGGGUUUCUGUGUUUAUCCGGUUGUGUUUUAAGCAAGCGUGUGUGAAGGCGCGCAACCAGCAACAUUUUGUACUCAUGCUGAUCGAUUGUUUGUUCAGCUCAAAGAAACACACAUAACGCCACAUGCUGCUGUCGUGAGCUCUUUAUCCACUUUAAAAAGACCUGCUCUGUUUUUGUGUCUUAUGUUCACCGCUAAUGUUUUGUGGUGGCUGUGGUCACUUCUACGCUAACACACACACACACACUAUACAUACAGUCUACACAGAGUCAGCUGCACUUGCCUUUUAACCGCUGCAUGUCAGACACGUUAGCAGUUACUGCCACCUAGAACUGCGUGUGUGUGUGUGUGUGCGUGUGCGUGUGCGUGCACGCGGGUGCGCUACAUGUUGUUAAGUUGUUAUUGUUCCAGGUGUAAAGUAGUGAUCCAUUCAUCUACUAACUGGUGUCUAUUAUAGAAAAUGUAUUCCAUCAUCUGCAGCAUCUUGAGCAAGGAGGGAGCAGGUCUCAUACUGUAAACAAUAAUUUGAUGUUAACGUGACGUCGUAGCUGUUGUGCCCUGCUUGUAAACAUUUUGAUUGAUACAUCUUGGGAUGCGAGGUGUGUGAAAGCAGCUCUUUGCUUGUCAUCACAGCCAGCAGUUGGUUUCCAUCAUAGUUCAUAUUAAUCUCUUGGGCUGACCGUUUUGUACGGGUUGCUUGAGUGCAGUGUAACAAAGCAUC